Paramecium sonneborni is the source of this 1271-nucleotide messenger RNA. Lineage: Eukaryota; Ciliophora; Oligohymenophorea; Peniculida; Parameciidae. The record is from the annotation of a GenBank genome assembly.
AUGUUUUUGCCAAUAUUUCAAUCUUCAUUCUUAUAGAUCACAAUGACUUAAAUAAAAGUUAAUGUGAAAGUAUUCUCAGAGAAAAUGAUUAUCGAAGGAUUCAAAGGCCAAAGUGAAAAAGUCAUCGAAUUUAUUAAGACAAAUUAUUGUGUUGAAUGGGAUUAUGAUGAUAUGUAUGAAUUAUUGAUAUUGAAUUAGAUGUCAAGAUAAAUUAUUAAAGGGUUUCACUUUAUGUUAAUAUGGUCAAAGACUAUAUUCAUUUUAAGGUGAAGCACCAUAAGUUACUGAACUGAGAAGUGUGCUUAAAGGUAAAAUUGGAUUUUUCAACUGGGAAACAGAGUUGACAUUCUAGAGAUGGAUCAAGAAGACAGAUCAUUGUCAGGUAACAAUAUUAAAUAAACAAAACAGAUUUUUCAAGUGUUACGGGGUGAAAAUUUAAAAGUCAUGAAAAUCCUUCAAGACAAUUAUGUAAAUCAUAUAUUUAUUAUAACAUUAGUCUAAUUUAGAAUUAAAGGUUAAUCAAAUUUUAAAUCAAAAACCUCAUAUUAAUCUUCUUCAUUCAGAAGAGUUUUAUAAAGAUGAAAUAUAACUCUUUUUGAUAUUGGAUUAUUAUGAGUAAUCACUAGGGGAUUUGUAAAAUGAGUAUCCAAAUAAAAAGGUACCCAUAAAUAUUAUCAGACCAAUCUUAUAAUAAUUAUUAGAAGGUAAUUAAAUCUAAUUAUUAUAAUAGGAGUUAAUCAUUUGCAUUCAUAGAAUAUAAUCCAUAAAGAUUUAAAAUAUGAUAAUAUCUUAUUAACUAAAAACAGAACCGUUAAAAUCAUUGAUUUUGGUUUGUCCUAAAUAGGUGAUACCACGAAUGUUAGAUCUGGAACUGGAGGUUAUAUUGCCCCCGAAGUAUUUAAGAACUAAACUAUAACUUCUAAAAGUGACAUUUUUAGUGUUGGUGUUAUAUUUCAUAAAUUAUUAACUGGAAAGGGUAUAUAUAAUACUCUUGAUGAAAAUAUGUCUGGUAAAAUGAAGAUCAGUUCACACAUUAAAGAUUAAAUAGCCAAAGAUCUAUUAUUAUCAAUGUUGAAUUCAGAUCCUAAACUAAGGUACACUGCUGAGGAUUGCUUAGCUCAUCCUUUUUUCACUGGUGAAUAUGAUUAACCUUCCUAAAAGUAAUAUUAUAAUUUCUAAUCUUUAGGAUAUGUUUAAGAAAUUAUCUGAGUCCUCUAUCUUAAUAUAAAUUUUAACCUAUAUCUACUUAAAUGAUUAGUUUAUCAUUAUGA